CUCGAAGCAGGUAGAUUAUCAUCACAACUCUUGUUCAGACUGCACUGCAGCGCAGCUCGGUGCAGUUGCCUGGUUUGCAUGUGUUAGCGCUAACAUUGAUGAUGUGUUCCACUGGAUCCGUGUGCGCUGCGAGAGCUUCUCACCGGGCAUCAGGCCAUUUAAGUUUCGCCGUCACCCAGCAAUCUGACCGGUCAUGGAUCGAUCGAUUCUCGACUAUGCAAUGGUGGAAACAUCUCCGACCAGGGUUUGCACCGUCACGAUGAGAUACGAUACUAGAACCUGGUGCUGGCGACACUGCGGUUCCGGCUCGUGAGAGCUGUCGGCGAGGCGCUCGAGAAUUCUCGCCGCCGCCACCGCGGCGGCUUAGAAGACGCCACUACAGGCAGACAGACAGACAGACGAUGCCUUCGUCUUCUUCUCACUGUGAGUGGGAGAAUUUACAAUCGGCUGUGGGUUGUUUCGGUGUGUGAAUGAAUGAGCGCAGCUGUAGUAGCAGCAGCUGCAAACCUCAAGCAUGUGCAUGCGCAAGGCCAAGCAGCUGGUCGACUGGGCGACUGCUCAUUCCAGACACCUUAAGCCGUGUAGUCGAGUGUCAGAUGCUGAGGUCUAGCGUGCUGGAGUGCCGGGUAGAGGGUGACCCGCGCUGCGAAGAUUCGAAAGGUAGGGAGGGAGGCUGUGCUCGAUAGACUGCAGGCAUCGGAUGCAUGAGCUGGCUGCAUCUGCAUGCGCGAACUCACUACGCUAGCCUUGCUCACUCGAGCAUUAAACAAUGGCGCCUUUGCCUUUGCCUUUCCCUUCACAUCUUCCUCGACUCCAUUCGACAGCAGCAGCAGCAGGUUCCGAUUUUGCGUGUCCCCCUUUACGGCGUCACUCGCAGUCUACUGUAAGUUAGUGCGCGCGAUUUCGACUUACCACGUACCGGAGGCGGGCUCGAUCACAGCUCAUCGUUGGGCAAAGCUGGAUCAGGCUGUCGCCGCGCUUCGCGGUUGCUUCAUGUUCACUCUCGCGAUUGCGAGCCAGCCCACUUCGACCUGUAUCUCUGCGCAGCCCGCUCCUAGAGAAGUUCAUAACUUUCAGGGAUUUAGAUUUUAUUACAAAUAAAUAUUUGAGAACAUCUUGUAUUGAAUAUAAUGUG
Marchantia polymorpha subsp. ruderalis is the source of this 1135-nucleotide messenger RNA. NCBI's taxonomy places the organism in Eukaryota, Viridiplantae, Streptophyta, Marchantiopsida, Marchantiales, Marchantiaceae. The record is from the annotation of a GenBank genome assembly.